CUAUAUAUCUGUCCAGCAGUGGGACUCUCAGCAGAGAUGGCCCUGACCCAUGAACUCUAUGGCAUCCCAGUCUCCAAGCUGGACUCCUUCGUGGCUCAGUGGCUGCAGCCCAGCCGGCAAUGGAAAGAAGAGGUGCUGGAGGUUGUGCGGACCGUGGAGCAGUUCCUGAGGGAGGAGUUCGUCCACUGGGAGCAAGGGCUAGACCAGGAGGUGCGGGUGCUGAAGGUUGUCAAGGUGGGCUCCUUUGGGAAUGGCACAGUGAUCAGGGGCACAAUGGACGUGGAGCUGGUAGUGUUCCUGAGCUGUUUCCACAGCUUCCAAGAAGAGGCCAAGCACCACCAAGCCGCCCUGAGACUGUUAAGGAAAAAAGCUUCCUGUUGCCAGGACCUGCUGGCCCUUGGGCUGAGUGAUCUGAGGGUGGUCCAAGGAGUCCCAGACACUCUUGUCUUAAGCAUCGAGACUGGAGAGACUGAAGAGCCCAUCAAUGUCACCAUUGUGCCUGCCUACAGGGCCCUGGGACCUUCUGUUCCCAACUCUCAGCUACCCCCAGAGGUCUACGUGAAUCUGAUCAAGGCCUGUAGGUACCCUGGAAAUUUCUCCCCAUCCUUCAGCGAGCUGCAGAGAAACUUUGUAAAACAUCAGCCCACUAAGCUGAAGAGCCUCCUCCGGCUGGUGAACCACUGGUACCAGCAGUACGUGAUAGCCAAGUGCCCCAGGGCCAAUCUGCCUCCUCCCUAUGCCCUGGACCUGCUGACCAUCUAUGCCUGGGAAAUGGGUACCCAGCAAGAGAAAAGCUUCAGUUUGGCUGAAGGCCUCACCACCGUGAUGGAACUACUCCUGGAUGCCGAACUUGUCUGCAUCUACUGGACCAAGUACUACACACUCCAGAACCCAGUCAUCGAAGGCUAUGUCAGAAAACAGCUCAAAAAAGAGAGGCCCAUCAUCCUGGACCCAGCAGACCCCACUCACAAUGUGGCAGAAGGGUACAGAUGGGACAUAAUGGCUCAGAGGGCCUGCCAGUGCCUGAAACAGGACUGUUGCUAUGACAGCAAUGACACCCCAGUCCCCAGCUGGGAUGUGAAGAGAGCCAGAGAUAUCCAGGUGACAGUGGAGCAGUGGGGUCACCCCGAUUUGAUCAUCUGGAUGAAUCCUUAUGACUCCAUAUCGAAGAUGAAAGAGAAAAUCCGGCAGAGCCGGGGCUAUGCAGGCCUGCAGCGCCUGUCCUUCCAGGAGCCUGGCAGUGAGCGGCAGCUCCUCAGCAGCCACUGCUCACUGGCCUAUUACGGGAUCUUCUCCGACACCCGCAUCUUCCUGCUGGUCACUGUAUCCCCCGAGAUCCAGGUCUUCGUGAAAAACCCGGAUGGCAGGAGCUUCGCCUAUGCCAUCCAUCCCUACCACCUCAUCCUGGGCCUGAAGCAGAGGAUUGAAGACAGGCAGGGGCUCCCCAGCAAGCAGCAGCAGCUAGAGUUCCGGGGCCACAUCCUGCAGGACUGGUACGAUGUUGCAUGCUAUGGCAUCCAAGACAGCGACACAAUCAUCCUGUCCAAGAAGGCAGAACAGGCUCUAUUUCCACUCACCUAGUUUCCUCCGUUUCCUAUGCAUUUCUGGCACCAUAUCCAGAACUCAGGACUGGGAGGAACUGUGUAUGAGGUCCUGGGUUCAAUCCCUAGCAGCGCAAGAGAAAGAGAGAGAGAGAAUCUCAGAACUGAGCCUCACCACCAGUUCUCUGCAAGGGGAGAUCCCACGUCUUCACCAGCUUUAUAAGCGGCUCUCCAGCCCUGUCAGUACAGACUAAAUAUACAAAUGCACAAUGGCCAAGACCAAUGUGACGAUAAAAUUCUCACCCACGACCCCCGCAGGAACCAAGCAACCAGAAACCAAGUCAGAACUGAGUCAGUAACCACAGGCUUCUCUAAUCUCCCAGCCCACUUAAUCCCACUUCUAUUUUAGGAGCAGCCAGAGGAAGGCAAAUGAGCCCCCACACUGACCACAUAAGUAGCCCUGCUUUGGCUGGUUCACCUCCAGCCUCCUCACACCAACAGCUUGGAUCAGAACAAACCUAAAGCCUACCCCUUUUUUCUCUUUGUUAGGAAGCUUUCCCAGCCCCCUAUCUGUCUCGGAAUCUCUGUCCAAGACAAGGAAUGGUGCCUGGUUUGGUGCUUUACAAGCUGGGAAUAAAGAGCCUUUGUCUGCUCUCA
This is a messenger RNA of Cavia porcellus (domestic guinea pig), 2198 nucleotides long. RefSeq names its product 2'-5'-oligoadenylate synthetase like (gene Oasl). Gene Ontology annotation, biological process: defense response to virus; regulation of ribonuclease activity; negative regulation of viral genome replication. Bases 37 to 1581 code for a protein of 514 amino acids. The transcript is spliced from 6 exons. NCBI's taxonomy places the organism in Eukaryota, Metazoa, Chordata, Mammalia, Rodentia, Caviidae. Gene Ontology annotation, molecular function: double-stranded RNA binding; protein binding; nucleotidyltransferase activity. The record is from RefSeq and is a predicted model, not a curated record. Gene Ontology annotation, cellular component: membrane; cytosol; nucleoplasm.